Molecule: messenger RNA, 3345 nt
Organism: Cladocopium goreaui
Lineage: Eukaryota; Dinophyceae; Suessiales; Symbiodiniaceae
Source: the annotation of a GenBank genome assembly
AUGGCUGGUCGUGUGGCAUCGGCUACGGCCUUGGCUUUGACCGCCGGCAGCAUUGCCUUCGUGGCACCCAAGGCCCAGGACAGCAGGGCGACCCACCUCCGAGCAGCGCCAUCCAGCGGUGCCCGCGCCGCCGGCACCGGUGCCGCCUUUGGGGUCGCAGGCAGCGCAGCGGUGGCAGCCGUGGGGCUGGCGAUCAGCAGCCGUAGCACCAAAGCAGGCGUUGCUCGCAAGGGCACGGUGGGCGUGUGCCUGCCGCUGUCGGAGAAAUUUGAUCCGCUGGAGCUGAGCAGCACAGAUGCCAAGAUGGAGCGCUACACCCAGGUGGAGAUUAAGCACGGCAGGGUAGCCAUGAUCGCUGUGAUGGGUUACAUUAUGCCUGAGAUCUUCCGAUUUCCAGGUUGCGAGUCCUUCGAGCACGGCUUGAAAGCCUUGGGAUCCAUCCCAUUGGAAGGUUGGGUGCAGCUGGUGGCCCUGAUUGGUGCCCACGAAGUGUUGGUGAAGCCUCGCGAAGGCGGCCUGGGUGCGUUUGACUUCGGCUUGGGCACUGAGUUGUUGGAUGGCAUUGAUGAGGAGGAACUGGAGCGCAAGCAGACCGCUGAGCGCAACAACGGUCGUUUGGCAAUGAUCGCCAUCAUGGGACUCAUGGUGCAGGAUGGCAUGUUCGGAGAGCCGCCUUUGACAUACAUGUCGAAGAACGGCUGGUGGGGCGAGCCGGUGCAAUUCUUCGUUCAGCACAUCAACAACUGCCAGUCCUUCGAUGGCUCACCGAUCCAAAACGGCAGCAUCUGCGCCCUGCCAAGCCGCAUUGGCCGAACGCAGCUGCGCGCGGUGCAGCAACUCAGCGAGGGACCCUAUGUGGAGACGGAGACCUAUCCCAAGGAGAUGGAGAUGUCUGCUGCUGUGCCCUUCCUCCGGUACCCACAGGUGCUGAAGGGCUGGGUGGGUGAAGAGAAGGGCUUCGAUCCAUUGGGCGUCACAGAUGCCCUGCCGGUCUACUGGGUGCGCGAAGCCGAGCUGAAGCAUGGCCGAGUUUGUAUGCUGGCCACUGUAGGCUGGAUUGCCACGGAUCUGGGCUUCCGCUUCCCGGGCGACAAGUUCCAAAGCGUGAGCAACGCCUUUGAGGCGCAUGACAAGAUGGUGGAGGCUGGCUACAUGCUUCCCUUCCUCGGCGCCAUUGGCACCUUCGAGCUCUACUCCCUGUGGCUUCUCUUCAAGGGCUGGGAGAAAGAGGUGAAUCGCGAUGCGGGCGACUUCUUCUUGGGCAAGCAGUUCCUUCCCAAGGAGCCUGAGAAGGAGAAAGACAUGCGUCUGAAGGAGCUGGAAAACGGACGCCUGGCCAUGUUCGCCUUCAGCGGCAUCGUGACGCAGGCAUCGGCUACGGCCUUGGCCCUCUCCGCCGGCAGCUGCAUGGCAUUUGUGGCACCAACUGCACAGGACAGCUCCGUGGGCCACCUGCGCGCUGGCCAUGGCGCCUCUGCCCCCAGUGCUCCCCGCUCCAGCGGCGCCAUCGGCGGCAUCGCGGGGCUCACGGCAGUGGCCACGGUGGGGCUGGCGGUGAGCAGCCGCAGUGCCAAAGCAGGCACUGCCCGAAGGGGCACCGUGGGUGUUUGCUUGCCUCUGACGGACAAGUUCGAUCCCUUGAACUUGAGCAGCACAGAUGCCAAGAUGGACCGUUACACCCAGGUGGAGAUCAAGCAUGGAAGGGUAGCCAUGAUCGCCACCAUGGGUUAUAUCAUGCCAGAGCUUUUCCGAUUUCCUGGCUGCGAGUCCUUUCAGCACGGUCUCGGCGCCUUUGAGUCCAUUCCUGUGGAGGGCUGGGUGCAGUUGGUGGCCUUGGUGGGUGCCCAUGAAGUCUUGGUGAAGCCACGUCAAGGUGGUUUGGGCCCAUCGGACUUCGGCCUUGGCACUGAAUUGCUGGACGGCAUUGAUGAUGAGGAGCUGGAACGCAAGCAGACUGCGGAGCGCAACAACGGUCGUUUGGCCAUGAUUGCCAUCAUGGGCCUGAUGGUGCAGGACGGCAUGUUCGGAGAGCCACCUUUGACUUACAUGUCUAAGAACGGUUGGUGGGGCGAGCCGGUGCAGUUCUUUGUGCAGCACAUCAACAACUGCCAGUCCUUCGAUGGCUCACUGAUCCAAAACGGCAGCAUCUGCGCCCUGCCAAGCCGCAUUGGCCGAACGCAGCUGCGUGCGGUGCAGAAACUCAGCGAGGGACCCUAUGUGGAGACGGAGACCUAUCCCAAGGAGAUGGAGAUGUCUGCUGCCGUGCCAUUCCUCCGAUAUCCUCAGGUGCUGAAGGGCUGGGUUGGCGAAGAGAAGGGUUUCGAUCCUUUGGGCGUGACGGAUGCCUUGCCGGUCUACUGGGUGCGAGAAGCAGAACUGAAGCAUGGCCGAGUCUGCAUGCUGGCCACUGUAGGCUGGAUUGCCACGGACCUGGGCUUCCGCUUCCCAGGCGACAAGUUCCAGAGCGUCAGCAACGCCUUUGAGGCCCAUGACAAGAUGGUUGAGGCUGGUUACAUGCUUCCCUUUCUCGGAGCUAUUGGCACCUUUGAACUCUAUUCCUUGUGGCUUCUCUUCAAGGGCUGGGAGAAAGAGGUGAAUCGUGAUGCUGGCGACUUCUUCCUGGGGAAGCAGUUCCUGCCCAAGGAGCCCGAGAAGGAAAAGGACAUGCGAUUGAAGGAGCUGGAAAAUGGUCGCCUGGCCAUGUUCGCUUUCAGUGGCAUUGUCACACAGGAUGAUAUCCAUAUCCAGGAUGCCCAUGACAUGAGGUCGCCUCGGUCUCCUGAAUCUGCCAACGGCUGUCCAAAGUUGGGGGUGCACAAAGAUGUAGCCCAAGUCUCAGUGGCCACGGUGGCCACAUCAUCGCACGACACCCAGACGGAGCCCAUGGACAGUAUGGUGGAGCAGCCCCAGUCAGGCGGCCCGACCCCAUCGCAGCUGGAGCCGGAGCCGCCGCGCUGGGAACGCCGGGUCUUGGAGCUGCUGGCUGAGGAGUCUCCCAAACGCGCUGAGGCAUUGCCGCUGAAGCGUGGAAACGACAUUGGGUCUGGAUAUGCCCUUCGCGAACUGGCCAAGAGUGCAGACAAGGCUAAGGAGCUAAAGAAGACCUUGCAGAAAGAUCACCGGGAGGUGCGUGGUGAAUAUUGGCGAAUUGCGCGGAGAUUGGUGAGGAAGAGAGAUUUAUUUGUUCAAUCGCAGGGUCGAAACGAGACUAGCCAGCAAUACACCCGCCCGACUUGGCUCAGCUGGGGGUGGGACGGGGAAGGUCCCGAAGUCCCGACACUGAUGCAUCCUCCCAUGAUUCAAGAUCGUGCCAUGCAUCCUGCAGUUGUUGCAGUCCCGGUAUAA